UUCUGAAUCACGGCUGAGAAACGGUGCAUAUAAUGGCGCGUGUGGCAAAAACUGGCUGCAUGAUCGUGAUCGAUGUUGGACGAAGCACUUCGCAAAGCUGCGGGGAUCAAAGUUUUUUCGAGACCGCCAAGGAGUGUGCUAUGCGAAUAAUGCAAAAAACCAUUUGCAGCUUCCCACAAGACGAAGUUGGUCUAGUUCUGAUGGGAACGGAUGAGACGAGCAACCAGGUGAAUACGGAGCACGGUAGCGGGUACGAGCACAUUUGUGAAGCCUCUGAGCUCAAGCUACCCAACUGGCACACCUCACGUGUCCUGGAAAAUAAAGUGUUGCGUUCGAACAGCGAGGCCAACUGGUACGAUGCACUCAUCGUUGCAGUGGACUUCCUUCGUGCGGGUACGGCAAACAGAUCCUUCAAGCACCUGCAUAUCUUUCUGAUAUCGCCAUUAGCAAUGCCCGCCGAAGUAAGCCAGAGCGAAAUCCGUUAUCUGCUGGACAACUUAGAGGUGAUGCUGUGCCAGGUGCACAUUAUCAGCGAUCAGAUUGAGCAUUCGAAUCCGAUAACAACCAGCACCAUCUUUACCCCCUCUUCAACUGGUACGUUCGUAGACGAGGAGGUGAAGAGUGAGGAUCGCAUCAAAAAUGAAAAUCUACUGAAUGAGAUCAUGCAAAAGGAGGGCUUCACCUUGACCAACAUCAGUAUGGCACACCGAUGUUUGGGAUUUUACGUACCGAAACCCGUCCGACCGACGCCCUGGAAUAGCACGCUUACCAUCGGCACCAAACUGAAGUUCGCCAUAUCCGCCUAUUUGCUUAUCAGUGAGCAGAAAGGUUUGGGCCCAUUCAAGGUGACCAGUGCGGGCGGAUCUACAGCAAACAGCGUCGUUAAGAUGCGUACGCAACACUUCCAAAACGAGAAACCGAUCGAUCUGGAAAUGGAAGACGUGAUCGUUGGGUACAUGUAUGGAUCUACCGUUGUGCCGUACGACAAUACUAUCGAUAUGGACUACAAAUCGGGUGAGGCAGGUCUGACCUGUCUCGGGUUUACGGCCUCCAGCAACAUUCUAGACGAGUACCUGAGCGGAAAGGGCACCUACCUGGUGAUGGCGAAGAAGGGGUGCGCAGGGUCAGAGGAAAAGCUUACCGCCCUGGUGAAGGCAAUGAUGGCACUUAAUGUAGUCAUGAUGGCUGCCAAAAUCUAUCGUAAAGAUACGAAACCACGUCUGCAAACGUUGUUCCCCAUCAUGCACGAACAACGUUAUCCUUGCCUCGUGAUGCUGGAACUCGUCUUCCAGGAUGAAAUCAACCUCGUGCGAUUUCCAUCUUUUCUAUCGAGCAAACACCAGCCUUCACCGGAACAGUACGCAGCGAUUGAUAAGUUAAUCGACAGCAUGAACCUGAUGGACGCCGUAGAGGAUGAGCAUGGAGUUUCGCACGAAGCGUUUGGGUUUAACGAAACGCACAACCCAAACCAUCAAUUCCUAUACCGUUCGGUUGUGCAUCGGGCCAUGCAUCCGAAUGCCGCCUCCCUCCCAGUGGUUGAUAGCGACAUAAGUGAGCUGGUAAGCGUUCCGAAGAAAUUGGUCCAUCGAGCGGAAGCUGCUAUGGAUGAGAUCAAACAAGUGUUUCCGCUAGAGGAACAGAAACGCAUCACACGUGCCGAGUGGCUACAUCGGAUGGCAGCCAUGCACCAGGGGGGCGGAGAUGCGGCGACUUCGAGCGCAGCGUCCGCACCCGGCCGCGAUGCGAUCGAUGAGGAGAGUGAGCGGCGAGUGGUGCUGGCCGUCGGUUCGACGACACCGGCAGAAGAUUUCGAUCUGUUGUUACGGCGCGGGGAAAAGUUCGUUACGGUUGCCAAUCAAAUGCAGACCGUCAUAUUUGAGCUGCUUUUCACUUCGAUGCACACCCCGGUAGAGAAGGUUAUCAUGGCGCUGAUGAUGUAUCGCGGGGAGGCCCAAAAACUCGGUCCUUUUCGCUACAACGAGUGGAUGACGGAGUUCAAGCAGGUGCUGCUCGGCCGCAGUAAGCACGAGUUUUGGGAGCAGGUGAUCGUGCGGGAAAAACUCGGUUUGAUCGAAGUAUCCGAAAGCGAUAUGAGCACGGUUAGUGUGGAUGAUGCGAUAGAAUUUUACCGGAUCCCAGUCACAACGCAGAGCACCACGGAAACAAUCGUGAAAGAUGAUGUCGAUCUUGAUACACUGUUUGAGGAACUGAACGGAUAAAUUAAAAAAAGGGAGUAGGAGGCUUCUUCUGGCUGAGCUAAUAAUUGGAAUCUAUAUGAUAUUUAUUGUUUUGGUCCAAUCAUUUCAUAAUCGUUCAGUAUUAUUGUGAGUUCCUUAAAAUAUGUUUGUCCCAAAAUAAAUGUAUUCGAUUGUACUGCUGCAGA
Anopheles darlingi is the source of this 2383-nucleotide messenger RNA. RefSeq names its product X-ray repair cross-complementing protein 5-like. Lineage: Eukaryota; Metazoa; Arthropoda; Insecta; Diptera; Culicidae. The record is from RefSeq and is a predicted model, not a curated record. Gene Ontology annotation, molecular function: damaged DNA binding; double-stranded DNA binding; telomeric repeat DNA binding. Gene Ontology annotation, cellular component: Ku70:Ku80 complex; nucleus. The coding region runs from base 33 to 2219 and encodes 728 amino acids. The transcript has 4 exons. Gene Ontology annotation, biological process: cellular response to gamma radiation; telomere maintenance; DNA recombination.